Molecule: messenger RNA, 570 nt
Organism: Olea europaea var. sylvestris
Lineage: Eukaryota; Viridiplantae; Streptophyta; Magnoliopsida; Lamiales; Oleaceae
Product: serine/threonine protein phosphatase 2A 59 kDa regulatory subunit B' eta isoform-like
Exons: 2
Coding region: 1-570 (189 amino acids)
Biological process (GO): signal transduction
Cellular component (GO): protein phosphatase type 2A complex
Molecular function (GO): protein phosphatase regulator activity
Source: RefSeq, a predicted model, not a curated record
AUGCCUUCAAUGAGGGCCAUCAUAACUGGGGAGGUUAUGUAUCUUUAUGGUGGCAUAUAUCAACUUGAUGUGCACAAAGCUUCACUGCAUAUUGAGAUUUAUGGCUGGGCGAGUUCUGUUUCAUUUGAAAUGGUUAAAAUGUAUAACCAUAGGAAACUGGCAUCAAUGAUGCAAUCCAUAGUAAUGUCCAUGAGCUUGCCCGUGGCAGAGAGGGCGUUGUUUUUAUGGAACAACGAUCAUAUCGAGAACCUAAUCAAACAAAAUCGUAAAGUUAUACUGCCAAUUAUCUUUCCUUCCUUGGAGAAGAAUGUGACAAACCACUGGAACCAAGCAGUGCGGAGCUUGACACUAAAUGUCCGGAAAAUCUUCUCCGAUGUUGAUCCCGAGCUCUUUGAGGAGUGUUUGCUCAAGUUCCAAGAAGAUGAAGCAAGAGAAAAAGAAAUGGAGACAAAGCGUGAAGCAACAUGGAGGCGCUUGGAAGAAAUUGCUGCAAUGAAAGCUGCCAGCAACGAACCAGUGCUCGUCCCUAGCAAAUUCAAAGCCAACUCACCAUCUGGUCAAAAACUAUGA